GAGAUGCCGCUGCCGCAGAAGAAGCGCUGGGAAUCCAUGGCCAAGGGGCUGGUGCUGGGGGCACUCUUCACCAGCUUCCUGCUACUGCUGUACUCCUAUGCCGUCCCCCCGCUGUACACUGGGCUGGCUUCCACGACCUCCGAGGGCGCGGCACCCUGCUCCCCCGCCCCGAGUGAGCCAGAGGCUCCCACCCCGGCCAACGGCUCGGCGGGAGGCUGCCAGCCGCGGCGGGACAUCGUGUUCAUGAAGACGCACAAGACGGCCAGCAGCACGCUGCUCAACAUCCUGUUCCGCUUCGGCCAGAAGCACGAGCUCAAGUUCGCCUUCCCCAACGGCCGCAACGACUUCGACUACCCCGCCUUCUUCGCGCGCAGCCUGGUGCAGGACUACCGGCCCGGGGCCUGCUUCAACAUCAUCUGCAACCACAUGCGCUUCCACUACGACGAGGUGCGCGGCCUGGUGGCGCCCAACGCCACCUUCAUCACCGUGCUCCGCGACCCCGCCCGCCUCUUCGAGUCCUCCUUCCACUACUUCGGCUCCGUGGUGCCCUUCACGUGGAAGCUCUCGGGCCGCGACAAGCUGGCCGAGUUCCUGCAGGACCCCGACCGCUACUACGACCCCCGCGGCUACAACGCCCACUACCUCCGCAACCUGCUCUUCUUCGACCUGGGCUACGACAGCGACCUGGACCCCGGCAGCCCGCAGGUGCAGGAGCACAUCCUGGAGGUGGAGCGCCGCUUCCACCUGGUGCUGCUGCAGGAGUACUUCGACGAGUCGCUCGUGCUGCUCAAGGACCUGCUGUGCUGGGAGCUGGAGGACGUGCUGUACUUCAAGCUCAACGCCCGCCGCGCCUCGGCCGUGCCGCGCCUCUCGGGCGAGCUGUACCGGCGCGCCACGGCCUGGAACGUACUGGACGCGCGCCUCUACCGCCACUUCAACGCCAGCUUCUGGCGCAAGGUGGAGGCCUUCGGGCGCGAGCGCAUGGCCCGCGAGGUGGCCGCCCUGCGGCGCGCCAACGAGCGCAUGCGCCGUAUCUGCAUCGACGGCGGCCGCGCGGUGGACGCGGCGGCCAUCCAGGACUCGGCCAUGCAGCCCUGGCAGCCGCUGGGCGCCAAGUCCAUCCUGGGCUACAACCUCAAGAAGAGCAUCGGGCAGCGGCAUGCGCAGCUGUGCCGGCGCAUGCUCACGCCGGAGAUCCAGUAUCUGAUGGACCUGGGCGUCAACCUGUGGAUCACCAAGCUCUGGAAGUUCAUCCGGGACUUCCUGCGGUGGUGA
Molecule: messenger RNA, 1275 nt
Organism: Budorcas taxicolor (takin)
Lineage: Eukaryota; Metazoa; Chordata; Mammalia; Artiodactyla; Bovidae
Gene: GAL3ST1
Product: galactose-3-O-sulfotransferase 1
Exons: 2
Coding region: 4-1275 (423 amino acids)
Biological process (GO): myelination; galactosylceramide biosynthetic process
Cellular component (GO): membrane
Molecular function (GO): galactosylceramide sulfotransferase activity
Source: RefSeq, a predicted model, not a curated record